AUUUGAUUUAAGGUUAUAUUCCUAAGUGAAGUCCUAGAGAAAGUUUAGAUUAGAUAUAUAACAAUAUUAUCGUCAAUAUAAAUGUUAAUUAUGUGCUGCAUUUUUUGGAUUACCUUUUCCUAGACUAAAAAUAUAUGCUAUCAACUUUUUAUGAAACUAAAUUGAUCCUGUGACGGUUUAUAAGAGAUGUAUACAUCAUAUAGGCCUAGGGCUGAGAUACAAUUGUCAGAAGUCUGCCUGUUGUUGAGUGUUUCAUGCAACCACGUCUCAAGUUGGAGGUAGUUAUUCAAUGGAUGUCGAUCAAUGGCUUCUGAACAGAAAAAAGAGAGAUCAGUAAAUGAAGACCACGGCGGAUGUAGUGGGACUUCAACCUAUGAUAGAAGGAAACAGAACCAAAAUGAAGGAGGACAACAAUCUUCUGAUACCAACCCAGCACCUUGGGACCGGUUCUCAAACUGGAUACACUGUAUUUGUAUCGUAACGUUUGAUCUGGAACUUGGACAAGCAAUUGAGGUGAUAUAUCCUGUUGAUGCCCAACUUCAGGAGGAAGAUAAGACCAACAUCUGCUACCUUGCAUUCCCAGACUCCAACUCCAGUUGCAUGGGAGAUACUAAGUUCCACAUCCGCAUUAGACAAACUCCUGGAGGACCAGACCUUCUACCUGUACAUCUCCUUUAUAAUCAAAAGUGUCCAGUCUACUUACAAGUUGAUAAUGGCUAUUUUUACGGUUACGUCUAUUUCCGCCAAGUUAAGGAUAUAACAUUACCCAGAGGAUAUUUUCAAAAGAGUGUGAUACUAAUAUCUAGAUUUCCAUUCAUCAACCUAUUCAGUGAAUUAGUCAGUCUGAUUGCCCCUGAGUUCUUUGACAAUGGGUGUGAGAGUGUAGAGGCCGCUUGCCAUGACAUUGACCAAUGGCCUGCUCCAACUCCUGGUGAUACUCUCAACUUGCCCAUCCUCGGCACUGUACUGCAGGUGCAAGUGCCGUGUGACAGUGGAAGGGGAGGGAGUAGUUCCAGUUUAGUUCCUAGUGGAGGGAAUGUCACAUUGAUAUCAUCCCCUCAGAUGCCUACUGUACUGCCAUCUGUAUACGAAGUUAACACAUUUGACGUGUUCUCCACCGUCCUGUACCACAUGCAUCUGCUAUGGGAGCUGGUCCUCACUGCAGAGCCUAUAGUUGUGAUGGCGUCUUCACCCGCUACCUCUGCCCAGAUGGUCCAAGCUCUUGUCAGCAUGAUAACACCGUUGAUGUACUACGCUGAUUAUCGUCCAUACUUUACGAUCCAUGAUAGUGAGUUCAGAGAGUACACGACCAGAACUCAAGCUCCGCCUCCCAUCAUCUUGGGGGUUACAAACCCAUUCUUUGCCAAGACUCUGCAACAUUGGCCUCAUAUCAUCAAAGUACCUGAUUCUUUCAAUGGAAGUAACUUUCAAAAACAUAAAAUAAGGAAAGGAAACCACCUGAAAAUGCUGGACACAAAACCAGGUGUUUAUACACAAUAUCAGCCGUUUCUUCAGAAGGACAAGACGAUACUGAAGAAGAUCAUGAAGGGAGUGCAGACCAAACGUCCUGGGGAGGUCCAGUCUGCGCUUUUAAGGAGACAUCUCCUAGAACUCACCCAGAGCUUCAUGAUCCCCCUAGAGAGGUACAUGGGUACUCUCAUGCCUCUGCAGAAAAACAUAUCACCCUACAAGGCCGCGCCUCAACCUUGGCCUUUCAAUCCUGACGACUUCAUUGCUUCCCUGGAGACAUCAGGCCCUCAACUUACUUCCGGCAUCAAAGGAGAUUGGGUCGGUCUUUAUCGCAGGUUCUUCCGAUCUCCCAACUUCAGCGGUUGGUACAACGCUCGUUACAAGGGCAUGAACCAGAAGCUGCAAAUCCUCCAACUAGAAGCGCUCUCUGAUGCGGAUUUGAAGAAGUGGGUUGUUGACAAAAAAGAAGUGGAAGUUGUAGACAUGAUUCUCAAAAUAAAGUGCAAACUAGAGAAGUGUGAUGCGGAGGAUAUGCCUUUGGGAGAAGAGACGAGGCGUCAACUCAAGUGUCGUCUGCAGGACAUUGUUUGUACUCUGCCUGAAGACCUGAGGACUGUACUGUCUUACAGCUGAUACUCUGUAUCUAGUCAUCUACCAUCCUGCCUUGGUAUCGAUUUGGAUGUUUUACCUGUAGUUAACAUUUUAAACACUGUCUUCUCCACCGUAACUUGUGGAUUUGACCAAUUGUCUAUGCCAAGUUUUAUGGUAACUUUUAGAACGAUUCUGAACUAUGUUUGAGCAAUCAUUUAACAUAAGUAUAGGGAUUAACGGGUGCUAGGAAGACCAAUGAUUAUUGAUUGCAAACAUUUGAAAUGUGAUUUUAGUAUUUUACAUGAUUUUAAGGUAUAAUUUUUACAUACUCACUAUGAUUUUGAAUAUAAAGGGCUAUUUUCUUAAACUCUUUCUUCAAAGUUUGCUCAUGAAGUAUUUGGUAAAUUGUGUGAUUAUUACAUGAUCUUGAUCUUCAAACAUUCUAAUAAUCUUCCAGCUGUUAUUAAGAAACAAGCUAUAAACACAUAUGGUUACAGAGAAUUCUUCUAGCAAGACUGGACAUUAUAAACUUCACACUACUAUAAAAAAUACAUGUUUUUCCACUAUAAGUUUAAAUUAAAUAUAAAUUUUGUUGUCUUCCUUACUUGUGGCAAUAUGUUUAGUUUUAAAACACUUUGACUAAUAAUUAUGUUGAUUCUUAAGAUCAAUACCAAAAAUAUUGUUACAAAUCUAUUCUUGGAACUGAUGCUAAACAGUUUAGGAAUAGGGAGAAAUUUUUACCAAUUACGACAAUUAACUUGUAGUAUGUUCGAAGUAACAUUUUGGGAUCAUAAAAAAUUAUCUGUAAUCAUGAUUUUAAAUUAGGUACACUGAAAGGGGAUGCGGAAUACCACCCCCUAUAAAACCACCCCCCAGGUGAAACGUGACGUCACAAAAUCUGCCAACUAACCAAUAUGGGAGUCGUGCCCGCGACUGGAAUACUACCCCCCCCCCCUUUAGCAAAAAGUGAUGCUUUGUAAUUGUAAUUUUAAUUUGAGUAAUUCUGUUUGAUAACAGAAAAGGCAUGUGGAAGGUACAGUAUCAUAUCAUACAGAAUUUUGGAAAGUUACAGCAAGUUUGGUUGGUUAGGUUAGGUCAGUUUAGAACAGUGACAACAAAACUUGAGUGUCUGUGACUGGAAAACUGAAGUCCCCCCCCCCCCACCGAUCUUUGACGUCAACAUGACGUAGGAACCUGCUUGGGGGGUAGUUGUCCUAGGGCAGUCUUCCGGCGACCCCACUGAAAGAUGUUUAAAAUCAUUGAAACCAAAAUUCUUGUAGGCUUAAAUAAUAUACAUAAAUGUAUAUGUAUAAAUAUAAACAUGAGGCAAUUUUUAAAUUACUACCUUAAAAUUAUCAUACAGUGAGUGGAAAAUAUGCUCAACCGAAGCUUAACCAGCUGAUAUUUGAUAUGUUAUUUUCCAAUGUUUAGCCUUUAAAAAGUGUUGCAUUCCUAUCAAUAAUUCAAAUAGCAAUUUGUUAGAUUUGUUUAAAAAUCAGCUGAUCACGGUAAAAUGAUUUAAACUAGAUGCUUCCACGGUGGAAGGAAAAUACAUAGGUGUGCUAUUCCCGUCACAUGCUGACGUCACCCAGAUUGCAAACGAAAAAUCACCUGAUUGGAUUGCCAUAUAAGUAUAUAUUUGUUUUGACUUGAUUGUUAUUGUUUUUAUAAUUUUUCUAAAUGGUAAAAUGGUGUUUGCAAUCUGAGUGACAUCAGCAUAUGACAGGAAUAGCACACCUAUGUAUUUUCCUUCCACCAUGAGAUGCUCCCAUUUGGAACUUGUAUAAUCAUCUAAGAUUAUAAGUUUGACAUCACUGAAAAAGUUCCUAAACAUGGAUUUUUAGAAAGAGGUAAGUAGGUACCCUUGCAUUGUAAUGCUAAUAAGUUGCUUAUCAUGUCUUCUAUUCCUUGCUCAAUCAUUUUGUAAAUGAUCGAUUUCAGGUUAAAUUUUGGAGAUUAUAUUUUUUUACUGAUAUGUCAGGAGUGUGGGGAAAUCAAGCACAAUUGUUUUGUCAUCGGUGGAAGUAACUACAAGCAAAAGUUAUUGAAUCAGAUAUGAUGAACGAUUUUAAAUUCUGAUACAGAAGAAUAAAAAUCUGACAUUUUGAGAAUUGAAUUAAGUGUUUCAAUUGGAUGUUAAGGAUAUAAAGGAUGUAGUGAAUACCACAACAGAUAUUGGAUGUAAAGGAUAUCGUCAAAUUUGUUUCAAAGUCUGUUGAGGUUCAUUUUAGUAAUCUGUGAUAUUUAAUAACCAUUGUCCAUUGUUGUAAUUAAAAGUUUUAAUGCAAUUUGUUUACAAUGUAUUGUUGAUCAGAGUAAAUACAUAAUUAGUUUUGUAGGUUCUUUCCACUAUGUACCUAGGACUAGGUGGUACAAUUAACAUGACGGAUAUUUUAAUUUACCUUUAGUGUGCCAAACGUGUAAUCUCUCUACGGUUUAACCGUUUAACUAUCAAUACUCAUUAUUUAAGUUUUACAACAAUGUAAAGAUAUAUAAAAUACAGAGAAGGCUGUUUACUCCUUAAUUCAGUGGUUCCCAAUAUGUGAUACUGUACACUUUAUCCUAGAAAUUUCUUUUGCUAUAUAUAAUAGAAAUCCAGAGCUUAUUAAAAAGUAAUCUAUGGUACAAAAUCAAAAUAAAUUUCUGACCACAAACACGUUUCUGUUCAUCGCCAUUAUUCACAUCAAGACAUAAGUAACGGCUGUUUGGAUGGAAAAAACAAACAUAUUGAGUAAACAUACUCUGGUAAAAAGAUGGACAUUAUUUUAAACUGAAGAACCAUUAAAUAGUCUGCAUUUGGUACUGAUAGUUCUUAUUCUUAGUUACAAUAUUGAAAAAUAUAUUUUACGCCACACUACACUAUUUUGACGAACUUCCCACGCAAGGAUUUAGUCCAGAAAACAGCUGUUUGCCGCCAGCUUAUUCAAAUGGGGGUUCAUUGCGUACUACUGUACUGUAAUGAGU
Molecule: messenger RNA, 5025 nt
Organism: Macrosteles quadrilineatus (aster leafhopper)
Lineage: Eukaryota; Metazoa; Arthropoda; Insecta; Hemiptera; Cicadellidae
Product: protein DENND6B
Exons: 9
Coding region: 304-2103 (599 amino acids)
Cellular component (GO): recycling endosome
Molecular function (GO): guanyl-nucleotide exchange factor activity
Source: RefSeq, a predicted model, not a curated record